Messenger RNA from Anolis sagrei ordinatus, 5325 nucleotides. NCBI's taxonomy places the organism in Eukaryota, Metazoa, Chordata, Lepidosauria, Squamata, Anolidae. The record is from RefSeq and is a predicted model, not a curated record.
GGAAGUCCCUUUGCUUGCCGAACAUUGGCGGCUGAGUUUCACCCUCUCUCUCUCUCUCUUUCUCUCUCGCUCCUCCUCCGCUUGAGGAAGUGGGCAGCCAGAAGCAGGCAAGUGAAAUACAUUCUUCAAAAUAUAGAUAUAUUCUUGUGAAUGUGGGCUGGCGCCAAGCGCAUGCAAUCACCGGAUUGGGGCAUUUUUAAGUUUUGCUCCUCAGAGGAAAGAAAGAGACCCCGAAGCACUCCUUUGGCGCAAGAGAAACCGGCCCAAGACCUGCCCAGGAAGUGAUGCUCGGCCUAUAGUGUCCCCCCGCCGCCUUCCAAGAUGCUGCCCGGACUCCCGGAGGCCCUGAGCCGCCUGAGGGCGAACUCGCUCCGCAGCUGCUUCAGCCUGGCCGGGCCGGCCGAAUCCACCUUGGUGGCCGUCCCCUUUGAGGUGGACGAGGUCCGCAUCCUGAAGGUCUGCUUCUACAGCAACAGCUUCAACAUGGGCAAGAACUUCAAGCUGGUCAAGUGCACCGUCCUGACAGAGAUCCGGGAGGUCAUCCAGUCCAUCUUGCAGAGUGGGCGUAUCGGCCCCGAUAUUCAGCUCUCCGAAUGCUACGCUUUGCGCCUGAAGCACGUGAAGUCGGACGAGAUCCACUGGCUGCACCCAGACAUGACGGUGGGCGAGGUCCAGGAGAAAUACGAAUGUUUGCACAUCGAAGCCGAAUGGAGGUACGACUUGCAGAUCCGUUACCUUCCCGAAGACUACAUGGAGCGUUUCCUGGAGGAUCGGACGACUCUCCUGUACUUCUACCAGCAGCUCCGGACAGAAUAUAUGCAGCGUUAUGCCAGCAAAGUCAGUGAAGGGAUGGCUCUCCAGCUCGGCUGCCUGGAGCUCAGGAGAUUCUACAAGGACAUGCCCCAGAAUGCCCUGGACAAGAAGUCCAACUUCGAAUUCUUAGAGAAGGAGGUCGGACUGGAUCUCUUCUUCCCCAAACAGAUGCAGGACAACCUGAAGCCGAAACAGUUCCGGAAAAUGAUCCAGCAGACCUUCCAGCAAUAUGCGGCUCUUCGGGAGGAAGAAUGCAUCAUGAAAUUCCUCGGCACCCUCUCCACUUUUGCCGACAUCGACCAGGAAAGCUACCGCUGUGAGCUGAUUCAAGGGUGGAACAUCACAGUGGAUCUGGUGAUCGGCCCCAAAGGCAUCCGGCAAAUGACCAGUAAAGAGUCAAAGCCCACCUGCCUGGCCGAGUUCAAGCAAAUCCGAUCCAUCAAAUGCACACCUGCGGAAGAAGGGAGAGCCAUUUUGCAGCUCAGCCUCACUGGGAACCCUCAGUCCUUGACCAUCAAAACGUACUCCCUGGCCGAGGCAGAGAACAUGGCUGACUUGAUUGACGGCUACUGCAGGUUGCAAGGGGGCUUGGAUGGGUCCCUCAUUGUCCGCCCCAACAGAGAGAACGAAAAGCGGGUCAGCCUGCCUCAGGUCCCAGUCCAGCAUAUAGAAGAGAGGCGAUCAACCCUGAAAGAGAGUUUUAGCGGAGAUUCUGACAUUUACGCUGAGAUUCCUGACGAAGCAUCCAGGCCCAAAUCUGGAGCUCAGCAGUUUGUGAUCUCACGGGAAGACGUCGUUUUGGGCCGAAUCCUGGGGGAAGGCUUCUUCGGAGAGGUCUGUGAAGGUGUUUACACAAAUGAGAAUGGGGAGCGGAUCAGUGUUGCUGUCAAGACCUGCAAGAAGGACUGCACGGCCGAAAACAAGGAGAAGUUCAUGAGCGAAGCAAGUAAGUUUGACCUCUUCUUUCUUUGAGGAGCUAAACAAUAAGCCCUCUGUCUUAUUUUAAAUGGUCUUUCCUCUGAAAAUGGCCCCACUCUGAAAUGAGACCCUUUUCCCUCUCCUUUAGUUCUGAUGAAGAAGAUGGACCACCCCCACAUUGUGAAACUCAUCGGAAUAACAGAAGAGGAGCCCACCUGGAUCGUCAUGGAGCUCUAUCCCUAUGGAGAGUUGGGACACUACCUGGAGCAGAACAAGGCCACCUUGAAGGUGCAGACUCUGGUCCUAUACACCUUGCAGAUCGGGAAAGCCAUGGCUUACCUGGAGGCCAUCAACUGUGUGCACAGGGAUAUUGCGGUCCGGAAUGUCCUGGUGGCUUCUCCCGACUGCGUUAAACUGGGGGAUUUUGGCCUCUCCAGAUACAUCGAAGAUGACGAGUAUUACAAAGCGUCCGUGACUCGCCUCCCCAUCAAGUGGAUGGCUCCGGAGUCGAUCAACUUCCGCCGCUUCACAUCAGCCAGCGAUGUCUGGAUGUUCGCGGUUUGCAUGUGGGAAAUCCUCAGCUUUGGCAAGCAGCCCUUUUUCUGGCUGGAGAACAAGGACGUGAUUGGGGUUUUGGAGAAGGGGGACCGCCUGCCCAAGCCGGACGCUUGCCCUCCGCUCCUCUACGCCCUGAUGACCCGCUGCUGGGAUUACGACCCCAACGACAGGCCAAAGUUCAAGGAGUUGGUCUGCAGCCUCAGCGACAUUUACCAAAUGGAGAAGGAGAUGGCCCAGGAACAAGAGAGGAAUAACCGCCACCGUCCCCCCAAAAUCAUGGAGCCCCCCUCUUUCCAAGACCCUCCUCCAAAGCCCAGCCGACCAAAGUACAAGCCACCGCCACAGACCAACCUUCUCGCCCCCAAACUCCAGUUCCAGGUGCCCGAGGGCCUGUGCGCCAGUUCGCCGACGCUCACCAGCCCCAUUGAGUACCCAUCUCCUGCCAACUCCCUGCACACCCCGCCCCUCAACCGGCACAACGUCUUCAAGCGUCACAGCAUGAGGGAGGAGGACUUCCUGCGCCCCAGCAGCCGCGAGGAAGCGCAGAAGCUGUGGGAGAUGGAGCGGGCCAAGAUGAAGCAGCUGAUUGACAAGCAGCAGAGGCAGAUGGUGGAGGACUAUCAGUGGCUGCGGCAGGAGGACAAAGCCCUGGAUCCCAUGGGUUUUCCAGACAGCGAACCCCCAAAACUUCCUGACAAGGAGUCCGGUUACACUGAGUUUACCGGACCCCCCAAAAAGCCACCCAGGUUUAUGUCGCUGCAGCCAAACCCCACAGCAAACCUGGACCGGACGGAUGACGCCGUCUACAGUAACGUCAUGGAGCUGGUGAAAGCAGUUCUGAAGCUCAAGAACGAAGUCAGCAACCACCCACCUGAACGCUACAUUCUGGCUGUUAAGGACGUGGGCCUUUCUCUUCGGAAACUCGUGGGGAGCGUGGAUGACAUCCUCCCGGCUCUGCCUUCAUCAGCCCGCACCGAGAUUGAAGGGACGGAGAAGCUGCUCAACAAGGACCUUGCGGAGCUGAUCAACAAGAUGCGCCUGGCCCAGCAGAACGCCGUGACCUCGCUGAGCGAAGAGUGCAAGCGCCAGAUGCUGACGGCCUCCCACACGCUGGCGGUGGAUGCCAAGAACCUCCUGGAUGCCGUCGACCAAGCCAAGAUCCGGGCCAACAUGGUGAAGGUCUCUUUUGAGUGACCGGGGAGAAUGUUGGGUCCUUCCUCCCUCCUUUUUUAAAGUAACAGCUCCCUCCAGCUUCCAUAUUACCUUUCCCUCAUCCCGCCCUUCCGCAACACGCUUGUGUCUUCGGUGUCGUCACGUCUGUCUUCUGAGGACCAAGGAAGGGGACUCCAAAGAGAAGAGGAUGUAGGUUGAUUGGGCCAUGGAAGGGACGCCGGUCUUCCUGGGCUUUGGAGAGGAGGCUGCUCUACAAGGCGCUGUUGUGUACAUAAUAGUCCUGGGAUGGGAAGAGACUUAAUCCAGAUUAGUCAGUGGACUCCAAGGACAGCAUCCCGUUGAUGACAUAGGGUCAAUUAUAAUAUAAGUAAGGAGUGGUGGUUUGUUGGACAAUGUACAGUUAUCACGCCCAGUUGAUGAUGGUACAAGUAAAACUGUACAUGGAACACCCUGUAAAUGUGCAUUGCAUCUGUGUGUUGCCUUUGCAAUUUCACAUUGGAAUUUUGGCCUUGCGCAUUGACUAUGUUUGGAGUUGGGCAUGUGGAAUGGACCUCCAACUGAAGCUCUGAAGGACCUCAACCUAAGCCAGGUCCAGUAAUCCCAUCAAAGGAAAGGACUUUGUUCCUCCAUCCUUCAAAGAUCCCUCUGAGCAUCAAGAAGUAUGCUUUGUCUCAGUGAUGAAAGAGAUUUAUGGGAUGGCUGGGUUGGCUUGUGGACAUCUCCCAUUACUACUGUUCUCAGGAUUGCUCAGGGGAUCACUCCAGAAGUGCUUCAUUGGCAGGUCCAUAGAUUGCUCAAGGGAUUGCUUUGGAAAUAGCUCCAGGAUUGCUCUGUUAUUGCUCCAGGGAUUGCUUUUGAGAUAUCUUCAUGGAGUUCUCCAUGGAGUGGUCCAUGGAUCGCUCCAAAACUACUUCAGGGAUUGCUCCAGAAUUGUUCCAGGGAUCGCUCUAUAAUUCUCCAAGAAUUGCUCCAGAGUUUGUUCCAGGGAUUGCUCCAGAACUCUUCCAGGGAUUGCUCUGCAAGUCUCCAAGGAUUGUUCCAGAUUUGCUCCGGGAAUCAUUCUUGGGAUGCCCCCAAAGGUCUUGCACUGGGAGAAUAGGUUGCGAGGCCAUUUCUGUGCCACUGGCGUUUGGAAGCAUUUAAAUGGGGACACUGGCUCAUCGGAGAAGAAACAGUCUGUGUCUUCUUUGUAAAUUGUAUAGAAGCAUUUAUUUAAUCGCUAUAGGUCUGAACUGAACUGCACAACUAUAAAUCCUGACUUCUCCUCCACCUUUCCCUGAACGUGGGAUUAAGUUUGACAAGGGCUCUCUCUCCAUGGAUGCCGGGGAUCCAAAGGUUUCCAAACCUUCCUUGGGAGGUUUAUUCCAUUGCAACAAAAAACCCACAAGAGUCUUACGAGAUUUGCAAGACAAUCAGAUUUUCACAUAAUGGAAUCCUGCACAUCAAAUCUGAUAGUUUGGAAUGUAUCCCCCCCUCCCACCAAUAUCUCAAAAUUGCCAUUUCAAGUGCAAAGGACAUUGAACUGUUGGGGAGGAAAAUCUACGCACCUCUACCAAUUCCCCCACAAACAUGUUGACCAUGUAAUUUGUACCACGAAAGUUGUUGAAACUUUGCAACAGAAUUCUGCUUUCAGAUACUAGCCUUGAAAUUAAUCAUGUCUCCCAAUUUCAGCUUCAAAAUGUUGCUACUGAAACUGAGGUCUGACUGAAACAACCCAGGGUUUGAAGGAUUAGAAGCCAUGUGAAUCCCAAUGUCUUGAAUGCGGGUCUCUUCCCUAUACCCUUUGGAAAUCUUUCUAUCUAUCUAUCUAUCUAUCUAUCUAUCUAUCUAUCUAUCUAUCUAUCUAUCAUCUCUCUCUCUUUC